AAUUCGUACUCGACUAUCGGGUGAACAGCAUCGUAAGCGCAUCCUAAGUCGAUCCGGUUCGGUCGGGGUGUUUUCCAUUCGUGUGGCGUCGCGGUUUUAAGCCUACUAUUUAAUUUCUGCGAUCUUCGCUACGGUGGUCGUUCGAGUAUUUGUCCCUUUCGGGUUCCGGGACGGGAGAGGAGAAUUUAUUACGCGGAAAGUGCAUUCGAUUAUUACGCAGAGGGUGCAGUGAAGUGGAGGCUUGGCUCUACUGCGAAAGCACUGAUGCGUGUGUGACACAUUCGAGCGGUCUCUUUCGGUGGUGAAUGCAUUUCCCAGUCCGUCGUCGUUUUCGCAGUCGAUCGAAUGUGAACGUGAACCUUGGCCGAAUGUGAGAUUGUUCCAUGAGACGGAACCAUUUCGGGGAGGCCAUGUCGGGUAAAUAAUAAUAAAAAAUAAAGAAUAAAAUGAUACGACUUUCGAACCGUUGUGGUCACGGGUGAUACUUGUAGUACAAUGCAUUCGUAAUUUUAAUAUGAUUGAAGUUGCUGAAUCGAUGAUGUCGUUCUGAUUGCGACCACCAAAGUCUUUGUUGAUUGCCGAUCGAAGAUAGUGAAGUGGAGUGAGCAAUCGUGCUGUGAAUUGGUACCUUCGGCAGUUGAAACGCAGGGAGCGACAGUAAAAGAGUUUCUAAUUUCCUUUUCGCAUGAUUGCUUUGCUUAUUGUGUUACCAAUAAAUAUUUGAGAUUGAUGUGUUGUUUAUUUUUUCAUCUCCUUACUGCGAUAGCGGUUAGUGGCAAAGUAAUAACAUAAAUUGAUUAUCGGAAGGGAGAAAUUUUUUACAUGCUCAUCAAAUUCUGGUCAAUGUGUAUCUUAAUUUAUGAAAUGUUUUGACAGUGCGAGGAAAACAAAAACAAGUUCUCUUCGAGUAAAAUAAAACUAGUUCAGUGGAAGUUGAUCAUCGAGUAGCAAAAACGAAUGUUUCAUUGUAAAUAGCUGUUUACACAGCACUAGUGAAACGAAGUGUGUCGGAGUAAGAGAAACAGAUCUAAAGGAAUUAAAACCGGAUCAAAACAAGAUUCAUGUCAGUUUUUUUUACUCGAUAACGUUUCUUAGUUUCGUCUUCUUUGAAUCUCCGGAAACGAAAACGAUCGUCUGUUUAAACUUCAUCCUUUGGAUUACAGUGCAAUUUUUUUCUUGUGUUCCCGAAGGACUUACGGGUGGUCUCGCACCUGUAUUCGUGCAUGAGUAGAAAAAGGGUCAACAAGGAUUGUUUUGUGUUCCACUGACACGGUGCCACGCGCGAGAGCUAUCCUUGCUGGUGAGAAUCUCGCUCCGAUACGCGUAUGUAGUGGUGUGACGGACGCAGCAUCCAAAGUUCAAGUUCCAUCCGCAACGGUCAAACAUUUUCAACACUAUGACACCAGUGGCUUAACGCAGUAGAGAUUUUUUUCCAACGCGGCAUUCCGUGCACUCAUCGAAAGGUGCAAGAGCAGACAUCCAUCAGUGCAACACUUGAACCGUCGACAACGCCUCGACCUCCAACGCCACCGCCACUUUUCGACGCUGCUCACAAUAAUUUUGCUCCAUUAUUGAAAGUGAAUCACUUUUCACCGGUUAGCCGCUGGCCUACAUUUCACAAAAAAAAACUCAUUCGCCACCGCAGCCACUUGUUAAUCGUUACAAAUAAAGACAGAGCGAUUUUCAAUCGAUUUCGGUGAAACUAGAGAUACUACGAUUGUUUCAGAUUUCACGUUUUUUUUUCUUCGGUGGGUUCGCGGUUAUACGACCGACAAAAAAGAAGCGGAAAAAGCCAUUUCGAUAUUGUGUAUUAAUGUUUGCAAAAGUUUUGAUUGAUUUGCUUUGAGUGUUUUCAGUUUGAUUAUCGAUCCAUCAGCUGAAUGGAGUGAAAAGUUUUGGAAGGCUGUGAUUUUGAAUGCCAGGCGAGUUAGAAGAAAAAGUGAUGAUGUGAUUUUUGUUCACCGAUGGAAAUAAAAGAUCACAAAAAGUGAGUCGUUGUAACGUCGAUGAACGUUUCUCGCCUCUGGGUAGAUGGAGACACGUUCUAAAGUUGGCCCGAGAUGGUUCUAAGAAAAGCAAUCAAGACGCGUAUCAGCAAAUAUUAGAAUACGGAGAGUGGGUGCGAGAGACUGUUGGCGUGCUUUAGAAUUGAAAAUUUCAUUAUUUUAUAAAAACGCAACGAGGAGGACAAAAAUAACCACAAUUAGCUGAGCAAGUCUGGUAAAAAAACAUAGUUUUUCACUUCAAACGAAAAGAGGAUUAUAAUUGGAUCGUGUUCGCAGGAUCGCAAGGAUCAGCAAAGCGCUUCAUUCAAGAUGUCAGCCGGACUGAUGUCAUGUGUUCGCGAGAACUCGCCACCCCUGGAGGGGUCUCCUGCCGCUGUCGGAAACAACGGUGGCCAACUCAUCGGAAUCCACAACAUCACCAACAACAGUGGCAGUCAGUUUCUCGAUCCGAACGACAUGCCGAUAACCAUCACCACACCGGAACAUCUACACCAAGGACCCGGCGACACAAGUACCACUCGCCGAAAGCGAUUUCACCCUCUUCGGAAUUUACGGCGAAUCUUCCGACGCCGAACGGUAUCAUCGGCUGAUGCCACACCUCGGCAGCUGCUGGGUAAAAGCCAAACCCACAUUCACUUUGCCACAUCCGGUUGCUCCACUACGGAUGCCACACUGCCUCGCACCGGGCUAGGGGUGCCGAUCACAAUUCGGUCCGAUUCAGGAGGUGGCGUGGGCGGCGGUGGUGGCGUUGUCGGUGUGGUUGGAACUGGCCUCUACAAGCGAGAAACCUACCGGCUGCGGGACGCGGAUGAUCUGGACAAGGACAUGUCGGAUUACCAACGGAGUUUGAGCGAGGGUCGGCUGGUGGAUAGUGACAUCAGCCGCGAUGGACUGUCCCAGUCGCAUGACAGCGUGUUUUCAGAAUCUGCCGGUACCGCAAGCAGCCUGUCGAUCACACUUAAGAACGAACUGGCCGAUGUACUGCGCAAAAGACGAAAGGAUCGCCAGCACGAGGCCUCCGAUGAGGAUCUCGGGCUGCCUCAUAGUCCCAUCACGCCCCAACGCAAAGAUCGAACUAUCAAUAAGAGUGAAGGAUCACUCAGUAUUCUCAGCAUGACCAGCUCGGAUCUGGACCUGGAAGAACGCUCCGGUUCCAAUGCCAGCGGAUAUAAUCUUUUUCACAUGGACUCGUCCAGUUCCAGUGCGUGCAACCGAUCCUCGGAUAAUGCGGAUGAUCAGGUAUCAGAGUCUCCAGCGUCGAAACUUAGUCAUUCGGCUGCCAGACACAAGCUUGCUGUUAAACCAAAGAAAAAGGGACCUACACGAGCCCGUGCUCGUCCACGAGAGUCAUCGGUUCUACCCGCAACACCAGAAGUCAACGAAGAUUCGUUGAAGCUCUCCACUUUAGAUAUCUCGACGAAUCAUGACAUGAGCGAGUCAGAAGAGAAAUGUCAUUCCUUGACCUUUGGUAUCAAUCCGGGCGCUUUGACAACUCCUCAGCCGGUUUUAAGUUGCAGCAGCAGUACAACAGUCAUCAACAAACCAUCGGCACGGGAAUUAAAUUCUAUUAACUCAAAACACUCCGCAUCGACUUCUUUAACAACCAAUAAUUCCAACACGGGCUCAUCAAUCUACGUCAACAGGAAUAUAUCCAAGAGCUAUGAUUUCAAUGGGUUAGACAGAGGUAACCUAAUUACGGAGGAGUUUGAUCUGAUUGGUGACAAACAUGAUGAAGAUGGGUUCUUCAAGAGAAUUUUGAAUUACAGUUUUAAGAAAAAGAAACACGAGCAGGGUUACAGGGAGGAACAUUCCCAUCAAUCAGUGAUCGUUCCGGUUGCCGGCUCUCGAAAAGAUGAUAAUACAAGUACCAUUUACAUAACAUCCAGUGGUACAGAACCUGUUAUGAAGCUAUCCCUUCCGAUUUGUGAAACAGACGGACCAGAAAUAACCGGAUACAAGAAAAUCAAGGCAGGGCCAGCUGCCCGACAAAGAGUUUUCCCAAAAGAUAUUUUCAACUCAGAAAUUGACGGACCUCGCGAAGGCCAACGGUAUUCAUCAAACGUGGAGGUCAACCGUCAUCCGACUUCUGCCAACGGCAUCAUAAUCGGCGAUUCGAAAAUUAUCCAACACAAAAGUGAAGAAUAUUUAGUGUCCAAAACAAGAAAGCUAUCGGAGCGAAGCUUCGACGAUGAAGAUGAUGAAGAAGAAGCAUUCAGGAAAUACCAACCUAAUACUGAUAAAGUGAAGAAUACGAAAAUCAACGGAGUAAGUCCGUAUCAGCAGCGUGUUAUGAAGAUUUCAAUCCAUCAGAAUGAAUCGCCCAAGCAAAGUCCAACCAAACGCAAGGCUGUAGAGAAGUCCAAGAGUUUCCGAGUUUACAGUGAUAAUGUUUCCAACAAUUUAACCAACGCUAAAAACCUACCAAGUCUUCCCAAUCUAACGAAUUCUCUUUCGAUCGGUAACUUCAGCAACAACUUCCUAGAAACAGAACACAAAUUCUUUAGCAUGACAGAGAAUAUCAACAACGGAAAUCCGAAGAUCUUCAAGGAUUACAUCACUAAUGUUGACGAUAUUUCUGACGAGGGUAGGAUGACAACAUCGAAUAGCUCUCUGCAGAAGUUUGAAAUCAACGACAACAAUUUGUUGAAUCCCCGAGAACACGAACAUUUUGACCACCAACCAAAAUCGAUUGUACUAACUACGAAUAGUAUCGCGCCACCGGAACCCAGCAGUAUGCUGAACAAGUCCAAUCAGAACAUUUCUCAGAUUGAGGAGACCAUCGACAAACUGGUAUCUUCUCCGUUCGUCAGUAUUAUCAAGGACGCCGGAAGUAAUGAUCGAUUGGAGCAGCAUGAAAAGCCGCACCCGGCAUCGAACGGUUUACCAGAAUUCAUGAAAAUUCAGCUAAAUAAAGUGGAAAAUCCGCGUUCAAAAUCAAAUAUCGUACUGUUGACCUCGACUCCGGCUAGUAGCAUACAUCCCACACCAUCACCCAGUCCCGCGAUUCCUUCAAGUGCUUGUUCCGGAGAUGAAUCGCAAGUCAAACUACGCCGCUUUAGUAAUGAAAACAUUGAAAUAACCGAGAACAAGCCGCCUCUGCCUCCUUCAGUGGUGCUUGCCGGAUCGCGAGUUAGCUCCGUGGAAGUACCGAAGAGUCCUCCAGCUUUUAAGCGUGGAGAGCUGGGAUCGAAACGUAGUUCGAUCAACCUAUCACAAGAGAUUUCGGACGACAGGAAGGUAAUCCUACAGCGCCGAACUUCAGUCACGGAGGAAAAGAUCAAGUACGAGCGUCGCAUUUCUUCGUCAUCGGAGGAUAUCAAAAUCGAACGGAAGAAAUCCGGUUCGGAUGAAGUUUUUGAGAAAAGGAACAGCAACUAUAAUAGUGGCUCGAGCAGCGGUGAUGAGCUGGUGGUGCUGCGCAAGAAGGCGAUCGUCGAUAACUUUAAGGAUAAGGACAAGGACACACCGGAAUUGAUGAAGGUGUUUGCUAGGCGAUCACUGAAGCUUCGAUCGGAUGAGGAUUACCGAAGCACAGAUGUGAAACCGUUGACAAAUGUGGAUAGCGACAAGGAAAAUCAAUCCAGCGAUGAAAAGUUGGACAAAAUCGUAAAACCGGAGGGGACUCCGGUGGUUGCUAAAAAUAUCGGAACUGGAUUGACAAAGGAAUCGAUCGAUGGUAAAACUACACCCGACAGCAAUGCCAACGAAGUAUUGCGCAAAAAUACACCGAAACCGUUCGGUGUACCGAACCGAUUCGGCAAUACGGGAAAUGUGCAAUGCAGAAAUUCAACAUCGUUUUCAGAACUGCGCAAAUCAUUGCUGCCAAGCAAUGUGGUUGCACCUACUACGCAGAAUAACAACAACAACAACACAAACAACAAUGCUGUAAAAAAUGGAACCGAAAGUAAUGAAUCUUCUGGGUUGAACAACACCAACAACAACAAUAAUAAUAAUAGCAAUCGCCAUACUAUUGCCACCAUGAAUCAGUUUAAUCUGAAUGCUAACAAUAUCAACAACAACACUUGCAGCAGUGUCAACGGGAACGGGACAACUAUUGAAACUAUUGAAGACACUAACGAGUUCAAAGGUAUCUUGCAGCGUCGAGCGGAAUGGGAGAAAAGAGCUAAGGAAGGCUUCAAGUAAAGUUAUUAUUUCUCCAAACGCACGGUGACCGAAGAACUGAAUAAAAACCACUACAGGCAAAGCGUCCAAUUUGCUCAAAUUGAAUUUGAUAUCUUGCAAAUUACUAACGUUACGAACCACUGUAGAUCAGUAGGAAGUAUUGGAUUGAAAUUAGUUCAAUGUACGUGACACUUCUGCUCAUAGCCGAUGUAGUUUCGUUUGAAAGUUUCAUCGCAGGGAACAUCCUUUGCUCACACACAGAAGGAAGUUAGUAUUAACUAUUGUCCUGUAAACAGGUUCGACUUCCGUCAAAAGUAGUUUUUCGUAGUGUGUUCUUGAAUAGAUCUCCCCACCGAGCUGAAACGAUUAAGAAUGAGACCCUGUAAAUCUGAAUUUAAUCUACACUGAGAUGUCAUGAACUACAAUCAUUGCAAGAAAAAACGUUAUGUUUCCAAUUCUUGUCGUUUGUAGAUAGAAGAAGGAAUUGUUAAUGCCUCUAGCAAUGGAUAUGUGAAUGUUGAAUAAUGUUUUCUUUCUUGAACUUGUUUGCGCAGUUAGGCCUUGAUAACUAUAUAUUGAAAUUCGGUUGCUUCUAUGUACGACUUACUCACCUAUUUAAAAUGAUAAUCAAAACAAAAAAAUGAAUAAACUUAAUUAGUAAUCAUUUCAAUACUAAAACAAAUGUGAUAAACUAUAAAAUUUACAUAUAUUAAAACACGAUAUUUUUAGACAUUUAUUGAUAAUCGGUACUUUAACAAGUGUAUAUUUUCAACUCUUAGGACCAGAAGCCCCAAAAUUUACUGUAGCGAUGCGAUCGAUUUUUUAUAUCUAUUCCGAUAAUAUUAUUGAUUUUUUUGAUACAUCGUAUGUAGUGAUGAGCGCUAACUGUAAGUUAGUUUUAUAUUGAAUGAAAAAAUACUUGUUGAAUUUUGCAUUAAACUAUUGUACAUAUAAAAGGAUCGGAUUUGUCUAUCGAUAGGCUGCAGUAUUCAAACUGAACUUUUUUGACAAAGAGCAAAGCCUUUGUUUCUACAUUCACAAUAUAAUUAGCAUAUUGGUAACACAUAUACAUACUUGUAUUUAGCAGUGAUUGCAUUCGAUAUAUUUCACUGGUUUCCAAUUUUAUUCUAGAGCAAAGCUGAAUCAAAACAGUUGUUUGGUGAAUACUAGCUACUAUCACAGUACAUAGUCUUAUCUGAGUGUUGUAGAUUUUUUCCCACGAAGUCUUCAAACACGCAUUUGCUAAUCGAGAAUUGUAGAAAUAUAGACACCAUUCUGCUCCAUAUCCUCGGGAUACACAUUUAGCCUAGUGAGAUGUUAGCAACAGAAUUUUGACGGACCGUUGAUCGCAAUUAUUCAGAAAGAGAAAGAGCAUGAAUAAAUAAUAAAACCUGUAGUUGGAAAAUCAAUGUAAAUGAAUUCCAUUGAUGAGCAUAAAUAAAGCAACUAAAAAUGAU
Malaya genurostris is the source of this 7585-nucleotide messenger RNA. RefSeq lists its product as uncharacterized. The transcript is spliced from 8 exons. NCBI's taxonomy places the organism in Eukaryota, Metazoa, Arthropoda, Insecta, Diptera, Culicidae. Bases 2316 to 6149 code for a protein of 1277 amino acids. The record is from RefSeq and is a predicted model, not a curated record.